GUGUCGUUACUCUUUAUCAGUCUCCUUAUUUAUUCAUUAAUGUAUUGUAUUUGGAAAGAAUUGCAUAAACGGGAUUGAUAGAUAUUAGUAUUAUAGAUACUUUCUAAGUUAUAUAUUAAUACACAUUUGUUGUAUCUGUUCAGAAGAAUGAAUUAAGUAACAUAAACAAAACCUGAUAAUAAUAAACAAGACGCACGUGACGACCGCAUCAGCUGAUCGUCAAGGUUGGCCUCAGUGCAGACAACAGGAAGUUAUUUUUGUCCCAUUUAGUGACUUCUCGAAUAUGUCCUCUGGGUCAUUCCACUGUGGAUGGUAGGAGAGAGAACAUGGCUUCGGAGAAUUCAGAGAGGAUUACUGUGACUUCCGAAAUAUUUGAUUUCUUCAAGAAAGAGGCGAUUGAUGGCUCCCCGGGAGCUGUGUUAUCAAGGUAUGAAUUUGUGUACCCUGCCUAUAUAACAUCAGGUGAGGACAAUAAGAAAAUGAAAGUCCAGGGUCUUCCAGUCACCAAAAAGGACAACCACAAUAAGAAAGAAGGUGUUGUACUCAUAGAACAACAGAGUGCCACAACUUUAGACUUGGUCGGAGAACAGGUUUGGCGCGGAGCUCUCCUUCUUGCAGACUUCAUCCUCCACCAUCCCGAGAUCUUCAAGAAUGCGAAUAUCCUGGAACUGGCUUCUGGGGUUGGAUUAACAUCUAUCGUUGCCAGCAUGAUUGCGAAGAAAGUGUUGAUUACAGAUGUGGACCGUGGGGAUAUUUUUUCUCUAAUUGAUCGCAAUUUCAAAAGAAAUAAAGCAUUGGUUAAAGCAGAAACCCUUGUGAAGGAAAUAGAUUUUGACAACCAUGCUACAAUAGAUGAAAACUCUGAGUCACUUAAAGACAUCUCUAUCAUCCUGGCUGCAGAUAUAAUAUAUCACAACCAGUUGACAGAUCUGUUCUUCAAGACCGUAUUGAGAUUGAUGAGUGAUCCACCUAACAAGAUAUUAUAUGUGGCACAGGAGAAAAGAUACAUUUUUUCAUUUGCACUUUGCUAUGAAUAUUUCCUUGACCGCAUAGAGUGGCUGCGUUCUCAGAAUUUGUCAACAAUCAAGUGGACUAUAGAAGAAGUCCCGAUCGAUUUCAAGCAAUACUUCAUCUAUGAAAAGUCAGAGAAUCUAGUUCUCUGGAAAAUUAGUGCUGAGUUAAAGUGAUAUGUAGGAAUGAAUAUCUCUCAUGUUACAAUUAAGUGUUAUGUACAUAGAUAUUCAAAAUUGUAUUUUAGGCAACGAGGUUCUAGAUAUAUGCAAUGAGAAUGGAAAUGAGAUUUGAUAUAUUUUUCCUCUUUGUACAAACUAGUGAUGGCCAUUUACUGUGAAACCUUUAAGAGUUAAAUAACUCACCACUGUAUGCAAAGUAUUUGACUGUGAAAGGAUAUCUGUCUUAUAAUGAAGUUAUUUCUCUAUUUUUCUCCUAAAAAGUCAUGAAACUGAAAAAAGAAGAAAAAACACAAGAUCAAAAGAAAAUGGUGUUUCUGCCUUCCCUUUUUGCUGUGAAACUGCAUCUCAUCAUCAACAGUACUCUCCAGGCCUAGAGAACUCUUGAUUAAAUAUUGUAAAGGAAAUAAAAAUAAACAGCACAAAAAUGCCAGGCCACAUCAUAUACUUUGUGGAUGUCACUGCAUGUCAAAAGCAAGAUUAUGUCCAUGAACUACAAGGGUAAGCCUGGGACAAGCAAAAUGUGGAUGCAAAAGUGAAUUUAAUACAGAGCUCAGAGUAUGUCUUCCAAGAAUUUCAUAUCAUAACUUCCUGUAAAAAAGAACAUCUGUUGUUUCAGUAAAUCAUCAAAGGCCUGAAAGCAAUAGUGAUACCUUAUGAAUGAAUGCUUUGCAUUACAUCUCAUACUUUGAGAUAAAGUAAAAUAAAAACAUAGGAUCAUUUUAUAUUAAAUGAUGUACAAAAGUCAUGCAUACAUAAUGUCAAAACUUGUAAUGUAUUAUUGUAAUAUAAUGUUACCACCA
Messenger RNA from Penaeus chinensis, 1993 nucleotides. RefSeq names its product methyltransferase-like protein 22. The record is from RefSeq and is a predicted model, not a curated record. Gene Ontology annotation, cellular component: nucleus. Lineage: Eukaryota; Metazoa; Arthropoda; Malacostraca; Decapoda; Penaeidae. The transcript is spliced from 6 exons. Bases 327 to 1187 code for a protein of 286 amino acids. Gene Ontology annotation, biological process: protein methylation. Gene Ontology annotation, molecular function: protein methyltransferase activity.